GAUCCCAGCACCCCCAAAAACCUUGUUCUCCUCCUUGACCUUGCGCUCGACAAAGAACUGGAACCUCCAAGUCGACCGCCAACAUAGCAGUGGCUGGCAGCGGCAUGAUGGCGUGCAUGGGCAGGAGAGAUGCCAGGACAGGCGACAGGACAGAAAGCUCUUGGAAAGCCACCGUCUGGAACAUGAUGCCAUUUUGUAAGGCUGCCCAGUCCCAGGCCCGCAAUGUGAGAUGGCGGUGUGUGGGUGGCCUCGCAUUGCCUAUUUCUCCAUGCUGCCUUGCCAAGUCGCUUUUGCGCUCUUGAUGGGGCUGAUGGGAAGCUGUGUGAGCUACCACGGGCGCAGAUUGUGCGUGGGCGGUUCAGGUCUAUCCAUCGGGUGGGUCGUGCACUCACGUGCCCUGGGCCCCACCUCAUACAGAAGCCAAGAUGUCGGCUGUGGCCUAACAGGGAUUCGUAUUUGGUGGGGAUGGUGGCCCCCCUUUCGGCGGCUUCAGGCCAAAUACAGCGUGUUGUCAACGGGUAUUCAGUCCCGAAUGAGCCCCGUGGGGAUGUUUACGCGGGCCUGACAGAGCUGUUGGUUGUUCCAACAUCGCCAUGCCCCUAUCUCUCAUUUCACGUGUGGAUAGAAACCAUGGCAAAGCAUUACGACAUUAGUGCGGGCGACGCUUUUAGCCAGCCUGCGAAGUGUAACUGCAUUAGGCAGGUUCGUGCGCCAAGGGAGCCCCACCACCCCCUUCUCCCCAACAUCCAUUUCGUCACGCUUCCAACCAAAAACAUUUGCUGUGGUAAACCCAUUCACCCCUUCUCUCGAGGCACGUCCGCCAGCAAGCAUGGACAAGUCGGAUGACGAGGCUUCGCCCCAGGCGAAUGCUGCCGGACUUACCUUGGCGCCUUACUUUGCGGACCCAGACCAACUUCCGGCGCCGUUGCCUACCGAGGGCGAAAUCGUGAGCUCCACCGACGUUCUCAAGACCGGAUUUGGUCGUCACAUCGUUCGUGUCGGCCAACACUUCGUCGUCAAAUAUGGACCAGGUGUGAGCUUGACCGAGGGAGAGAAUAUGCUCUUCGUGCGGGAAGCAUGCGGUAUCCCCACACCGCACGUCUACGCCCUCUACACAAAGACGCAACCGAAUGGACGAAAACGCGCUUUCAUCGUAAUGGAGUACAUUGACGGCGAACCUUUGAUCUCGCGUUGGGACACCAUGAGCAGAGAAGCCAAGUCAGACAUGAGCCGACGAAUGCGAUCGAUGCUGGACAAGAUGAGGAGUAUCCCCUCGCCGGGAUAUUACGGCUGCAUCGGGCGGCGGCCCUUGGAAGACGGCAUGUUCUGGACGAGCCCCAACGAGGACCGAUCAAAGCUAGCCAUCGACGGGCCUAUUAACGGGCCUUUCGACACCGAGCAGCAGCUCAACCGCGCCAUGAUCAACAAGUACCUCCUAAUUGGCACCAUGCCGAACAAGGCCAAGUUCUACAGCCGUGUCGUCCCUCGCGUCCUUGUCAACCAUGUACCCGUCUUCACCCACGGUGAUUUGCAGGGAAAGAAUAUCCUGCUCCGCAGCGAUGGCUCGUUGGUUUUGAUCGACUGGGAAGCAGCUGGGUGGUAUCCGAGCUAUUGGGAAUACACUCUUGCCAUGACUGCCUGCGGGCGCUGGGAAAGUGAUUGGCACGAAUUUGUCGCCGAUAUGCUUGAGGAGGAAUAUCCAACCGAGUACCUAUGGUUCGAAAUGCUUCUGAGGGAACUGUGGUCUUGAAGUUUUUGAAAUAUCCUAGCUAGACUACUUAGUGUCCUGGGCGUGACAGACGACAAUGAAACAUCCAGCCCAAGUACUGGCCACUCUUGUAUUUGUCUCUGUGCGCCGUGGCUCAACGCCAUGGCCAUUAUAGCCCUCCAACUUAGAACAAGUGCCAGCUUACUAAAGCCCCGCUUCAAAAGUCUGAGUGCAAACGCGGUUUCCCACCAAACCUUACAAUUUUCGAAUGCAAAUAAAUGAAUAAAAUAAAAUUAUAAAAAUAAUCGAAAAAGUAAAAUUCC
This is a messenger RNA of Gaeumannomyces tritici R3-111a-1, 2031 nucleotides long. RefSeq lists its product as hypothetical. The record is from RefSeq and is a predicted model, not a curated record. Bases 830 to 1750 code for a protein of 306 amino acids. NCBI's taxonomy places the organism in Eukaryota, Fungi, Ascomycota, Sordariomycetes, Magnaporthales, Magnaporthaceae. The transcript is spliced from 2 exons.